This is a messenger RNA of Colletotrichum scovillei, 4635 nucleotides long. RefSeq names its product NAD-specific glutamate dehydrogenase. The coding region runs from base 1144 to 4353 and encodes 1069 amino acids. Gene Ontology annotation, cellular component: mitochondrion. Gene Ontology annotation, molecular function: L-glutamate dehydrogenase (NAD+) activity. NCBI's taxonomy places the organism in Eukaryota, Fungi, Ascomycota, Sordariomycetes, Glomerellales, Glomerellaceae. The record is from RefSeq and is a predicted model, not a curated record. The transcript is spliced from 4 exons.
UUUUUGAUCACCCUCUUCUUGUUCUCUCUGACUCUCGGGGUUGUAACAAACACAAGAGAAGAAAAAAGGUACAUUGGCUCCCCCGUACCUGAAAAGCUGAAUAAGAUUUGUGCCCUGCCUUUCCAUAUUACAACAAGUCACGGGCAACAGCUUCCACAAUUCCAAUACGGGACGUCCUGCUGACCACUAGUCGCGCUUACAAGGAAACUCCCUCUCGCUCUGCCCGCGGUUGCUUUCCUCUUUACACAGGAAAACACGUAUAUAUCGGCCUCUUUCUAGGUUUUGAGAUACCUCGUCCUCGAACCUUUCCUGCCACGCCCACGCCCCCCUUCUUAUCAUCCGCUGCCUCUUUUCAUCCCGUCUUCAUCUGUCAAAAAACAGCCUGUUCUUGCCAUUGGCUUGUGAGACAACCCACGGCUCCUUUAUCAUUCACCACCACCACAACCGUCAACAACAAAGCUCAGGCCAAGCACCUUACCGUCAAAGUGCCCCGCCGGAUCACCUCUCCGAGACUUUGACAUCAGUCACUCACCUCGGCUUCACCUACACCAGAUUCCACGUCCUACAUAACAAACACCACGCCCCGCGAUAUCUGCACUCCUCCCCGGAAACAGACAGCGUGUCUCUCAUCCUCUAUCUUUUCCUUAUCCCCCUAUACCGACCAACCAACCAACAGUCGGCAAGAAGCAGCUAUCCGAGCCCAUUGUUAGCUCUGCAUCUGCUUUCCUACCUGAUCCCGUAUAUCUGAAUCGGAUCAGCAUCGCGCUAGUCUACCGAAGACGCAAGGUACGCCCGUCCGAGUUCACCUUCCCCAACUCCAAAUUCCCAUGCCCUUUCACCUCUCGUUGGCCCCCCCCUGCCCAUCCCUUAUCAGUCCGCCCAUUGCACGAGCCUACGGCGGUGAAGCUUCAAUGCUCCCGUUGCUCUCUCGAUUCCUACCUUUGCGCGCGAUUCCAUUUCCACAACACAGCACCUCUGCUCUACCUUGCGGGCCCUGUACAAUUCCCAGACCGCAUUGUCCAGAGCAAGAAAGCCUGCUCUAGAUCCCCACGACCCAUUACCGGUCCCGGUUCUCGCAGUCAAACGUAACGGGCGCUCGACAAAGCUGUCCUGCCAGCAGUCUGACACUGACUCACAAACAUCAUGUAUUCUUCAGAGCCAGACCCCCUCGAAGAAAUCACCGACAUCAUGGCGACCGCCGCUCCUCCUCGUAACAAGAUGCUGGGCCAGGUUCAGGCCGACUCAGCAGAGAGCAGCCGUGGCCCCUCUCCCCAGCCAACACAUUUCAGCUUGCCCAUGGCUUCUCGCUCAAAUGGCAACGGCCACAGAGUUUUGAGGUCAGCAACUGUUGGCUACAUUGCGCCGACAUUUGUUGGCAAGCAAGAGCAGAUGGAGCAGGUCAAGGAGCUCAUCAAGAACAACGGAUGGAUCCCAGAAGCUCUGAUUGAGGAGCAAGUCACAUGGUUCUACGACGAGCUCGGCAUCGACGAUGUCUACUUCAAGAUUGAAGUUCCCGAGGUCAUUGCCAGCCAAAUCACAUCUCUGUACGCCGCCAAGGUGGCCGCCUUCGCCCGCGAGGAUAAGCGCGAGGAGAUUAGACUCGACAUGGAGGCGCAUGACCACGCAAUCUACAUCGACACAAGCGAGCCCGGCAGAACGUCCAUUGCUGGACCCCGCUACGAACAGCGCCUCGAGGCCAAGUAUCUUGACCACGUUGGCAAGACCAAGUUCCGUGUAGAGACCUUCCGCUCCCCUGGAGUUCUGGGCGCAUCACCAACCUCCAAGGCCACCCUGCGAUGCUACUUUGUCUACCAAUGUCUCUUCAAGCAGAGCCCCGAGACAACGGACCCGCACGAGACCCGUUUGGAGGUUAUCGCCGACAACGGUUUCUUGCAGAAGGCCACCAACAACACCAAGCAGAUCUACCAGGAGAUCAUCGAUCUCGCGGUCAAUAGAACUGGCCCCGUCAUUGAGGUCUUCGACAUUGAGGGCUCUCCUGAGAAGCGCUUGGUCAUUGCCUUCCGCUCUCGUACUGCCCGUGGCCUUUUCUCGGCUCUCAGUGACCUGUACCACUACUACGGCGUCACCAGCUCCAGAAAGUACGUGGAGCAAUUUGCCAACGGUAUCACGGUCAUGAGUAUCUACCUUCGUCCCGCUAUGAACAUUGAGGGCAACUUCCCAUCAUUGGACCAGUCGAUCCACCAGAUCACCAAGGAGAUCUCCCUGCUGUACUGCAUUCCCCAGAACAAGCUGCACUCUCUCUUCACUGCCGGUGAGCUGAGUUUGCAGGAGACCGUCUACGGCCACUGCGUCUGGGUUUUCAUUCAACACUUCCUGAAUCGUUUGGGUUCUGAGUACAUCUCCCUGUCAGAGAUUCUGGACCCCAAGAACCAGGCUCACACAGCACUUCUGUCCAAGCUGAAGCGCCGUUUGAGGACGGAGACUUUCACUCCCGACUACAUUCUGGAAAUCAUCCAAUCGUACCCCGGGCUUGUCCGCGCCCUCUACGCUUCUUUUGCCUCGGUGCAUCUUGCCGUCGGACCCGACUUUGACCGUCACUUCAUCGCCCCCACCCCGGCCAUUGAGGUCUUGUCCGAUGCCAAGCUCAAGGAGCGCAUCACUCGCGAUGUUUCCAACGAGCACGAGGAGAUGGUCAUGACCGCCUUCCGCGUCUUCAACAACGCCAUUCUCAAGACCAACUACUUCACCCCCACCAAGGUUGCCCUGAGUUUCCGCCUGGAUCCCUCUUUCUUGCCUGAGAUCGAGUAUCCCAAGCGUCUCUACGGCAUGUUCCUCGUUAUCGGCGCCGAGUCGCGCGGUUUCCACCUGCGCUUCAAGGAUAUUGCCCGCGGUGGUAUUCGCAUCGUCAAGUCCCGCAGCAAGGAGGCUUACGGCAUCAACGCCCGCAACCUGUUUGACGAGAACUACGGCCUGGCCAGCACCCAGCAGCGCAAGAACAAGGAUAUUCCCGAAGGCGGUUCCAAGGGUGUCAUUCUUCUUGACCCCAAGAUGCAAGACCGCGCCGAGGAGGCCUUUGAGAAGUACAUUGACAGUAUUCUCGACCUUCUGCUCCCUGCCCAGACUCCCGGCAUCAAGAACCCGCUUGUGGACCUGUACGGCAAGGAGGAGAUCAUCUUCAUGGGACCCGAUGAGAACACGGCAGAGCUCGUCGACUGGGCUACUGAGCAUGCUCGCGCCCGCGGCGCACCCUGGUGGAAGUCAUUCUUCACUGGCAAGUCGCCUAAGUUGGGUGGUAUUCCUCACGACACUUACGGCAUGACAACACUGUCUGUCCGUGAAUACGUCAACGGUAUCUACCGCAAGCUCAACCUUGAUCCCUCGACCGUGAAGAAGAUGCAGACCGGCGGUCCCGAUGGUGACUUGGGCAGCAACGAGAUCCUUCUCAGUACUGAGAAGUACACUUCCAUUGUUGACGGAUCUGGCGUUCUCGUCGACCCCAACGGACUUGACAAGCAAGAGCUUCUCCGUCUUGCCAAGUCACGUUCCAUGAUUGUCAACUUCGACAUGUCCAAGUUGUCCAAGGAUGGGUACCGCGUGCUGGUUGAUGACAACAACAUCAACCUGCCCACUGGAGAGUUUAUCUCCAACGGCACAUCUUUCCGCAACACCUACCACUUGCGCGAUACUGGUCUCACCGACUCCUUCGUUCCCUGCGGUGGUCGCCCCGAGUCCAUUGACUUGAUUUCGGUUAACAAGAUCAUCAAGGACGGCAAGUCGACCAUCCCCUACCUGGUUGAGGGCGCCAACCUCUUCAUCACUCAAGAUGCCAAGCUCCGUUUGGAGGAGGCUGGCUGUAUCCUGUACAAGGACGCCAGUGCCAACAAGGGUGGUGUUACGUCUUCGUCCUUGGAGGUUCUUGCUUCGCUCUCAUUCGACGACGAGAACUUUGUCAAGCACAUGUGCCACGACGCCAAGGGCCAGGCUCCUCAAUUCUACAAGGACUACGUCAAGUCUGUCCAGGCAAAGAUCCAGGAGAACGCCCGUCUCGAGUUCGAGGCCAUCUGGCGCGAACACGAGCAGACCGGUGUUGCCCGCAGCACCCUCUCCGACAACCUGUCCAACGCCAUCACCACCUUGGACGAGGAGCUCCAGCACUCCGAUCUCUGGAAGAACGAAGCCAUCCGUCGCUCGGUUCUCCAGGACGCUCUCCCCAACCUUCUUUUGGAGAAGAUUGGUCUCGACACUAUUAUCGAGCGCGUCCCCGACUCUUACUUGCGCGCCAUCUUCGGCAGCUACCUCGCCUCGAGGUUCGUCUACCAGUUUGGCAGCCAGCCUAGCCAGUUUGCUUUCUACGACUUCAUGGCCAAGCGUAUGGCGAGCGUCAAGCAGUAAUCUCUUUUUCGAUUGCUUUUUGAAUCAGGCGUGUUUCUGUUUUCCCUGCAUGAUAAUGGGUAUUGGAGAAUUGGAUAAGUGAUUUCGUGCUUCCUGGCAUAUACAAGCAUGGGUGGUGCGAAAGAAAAGACAGAGAAAAAGGGGCAUCAUGAUACGGCAAGAAAAAAUUGAGCAAAGGAUCACAGUCCACCGCUUAGAUGGUGUGGAUGAAUUGCAUACUAAUAGGAGUUAUCGGGCAUGGUUAUCACAAGGUUACCUGAUGGUCAAGAAGAUCACAGCAGU